GUCAUAUAACUGGGCGGGAUCUCACGCGAUCACAUGGAACCCCAUUCAUGUAUGAUUUACGUACAUUUCUGUCGUAUCCAAAUGAAACGGGUCCUUUAUUUCCGCAAAUCUUACUUGGGAAUUAAAUUCAGUCUCCAGGAUCAGCUGUGGCCGGCGUCUUGUUCUAAUAAACAAGUAAUGAACCUCAGAAACAGAUGAAGAAUGGAGGGAAUCCUAUUCAAGUGGACAAAUUACAUAAGUGGUUGGCAGCCUCGCUGGUUUGUACUGGAAGGAGGGACUUUGUCCUACUAUGACUCGCAAGAGGAUUCCUGGAAAGGAUGCAAGGGAAGCAUCAAAAUCUCAGUGUGUGAAAUACAAGUCCACUCCUCUGACUUCACACGGGUUGACCUGACCAUCCCUGGAGAACAGUACUUCUACCUCAGAGCCAUCAACGCAGCGGAGAGGCAGAAAUGGCUGGUCGCGUUGGGAUCUGCAAAGGCCUGCCUCACAGACAACCGAACCAAGAGAGAGAAAGAGCACCAGGAGAACACAGACGCUCUGAAGACCAAGAUGUCAGAGUUGAGGCUGUACUGUGACCUUCUCCUCCAGCAAGUUAACCAGAUCAAGGACAGUGAGGAGACUGAGGAGGCUGGGGAGAACCCUGGCACCAUGGUGAAGUCUACAUGCACCACCUUCAUCAAGACGUUGGAGGAGUGCAUGCUGAUCGCCAACCACACCUUCAGCUCAGACCAGGCCACCAAGACCCCACCCGGGUCACCUCCCGUGGCAACCAUCAAACCCCAGAAGGUCAAACCUGUCAAUCAAUCAAAUCAGGAAAAACACAGGGAGUUAAAAGAAAUCUCAGGAGGAUCUGUAACACAUGACAACCAGAGCCUUGACUCUGGAGCAGAGGGACCAGACCAACUAGACGGACCAGACACUCUCCCUGAGAGAACCACCCAAACACCCCCAACAGAAAAUAGCCCAGCCGGCAGGGACCACCAGGGCCCAGAGGAGUCUGCAGUGGAAGAGGAGGAGGCCACUACCCAAACCACCCACACAAACCCUGACCCAGAACACACCGACCAACCAGCACAGCAGGAGGAGGAGGAGGAAUUCAAAGAGGUGGAGCAGGGAAUGAACAACGCCCAAGAAGAAGAGAAACAAGAAGUGACCCAGAACCAACAGGAAGCUGUCACUGACCAAGAGGAAGCCAAGCUGGAGGAGGAGCAGCCUGCCCAGCCACAGGAAGAAGAGAGAGAAGAGGAGGAGGAGACAGAGCAGGUGGACACAUUCUUCAGUACGAUGAGUCACAGAUUUAGUGAUAUAAGACUGGACGGUGACAGUGGUAUCCCUACACAAGCCUUUUUGGACUCAUGCUAUGCAAUAGUGCCUGUAUUAGACAAACUAGGAUCCACAGUAUUUGGUCCAGUAAAAAUGGAUUUUACAGGCAACAUCAAGAAGAUCCACCAGAAGCUGUCGUCAGACCCGGGCAGCUUCCCCACACUGCAGACCAUAGUGCUCCACGAGGUGCAGACCGACGUGGCCCGCGUCCGCAACUCAGCCACCGAGGCCCUGCUGUGGCUCAAACGAGGACUCAAGUUCCUCAAGGAGUUCCUGUCCCUGGUCAACUCUGGGGAAAGGGAUAUCCCCGGAGCGCUGGGUAAUGCUUAUGGACGGAGUCUGCGGCAGUAUCAUGGAUGGGUUGUGCGAGGUGUAUUUGCUCUGGCUCUCCGAGCAGCGCCAUCAUACAGCAGCUUUGCGGCGGCUCUGGUGUCCAGAGAGGGGGAUGAACUGAAAGAAGGAUUCAACACAGGCAUGCACCGGGACCUGGGGGUCUACCUGCCUGCCAUGGAGAAACAACUGGACAUCCUGGAUGCCCUGUAUGAAGAAUACAACCUGGAGUCAGAUGAGGUGGUCUGAGAGGAGGAGACGAGAUCCCAACUGGUGGCCUGAGAGGAGGAGACGAGAUCCCAACUGGUGGCCUGAGAGGAGGAGACGAGAUCCCAACUGGUGGCCUGAGAGGAGGAGACGAGAUCCCAACUGGUGGCCUGAGAGGAGGAGACGAGAUCCCAACAGGUGGUCUGAGAGGAGGAGACGAGAUCCCAACAGGUGGUCUGAGAGGAGGAGACGAGAUCCCAACAGGUGGCCUGAGAGGAGGAGACGAGAUCCCAACUGGUGGCCUGAGAGGAGGAGACGAGAUCCCAACUGGUGGCCUGAGAGGAGGAGACGAGAUCCCAACAGGUGGUCUGAGAGGAGGAGACGAGAUCCCAACAGGUGGUCUGAGAGGAGGAGACGAGAUCCCAACUGGUGGUCUGAGAGGAGGAGACGAGAUCCCAACUGGUGGUCUGAGAGGAGGAGACGAGAUCCCAACUGGUGGUCUGAGAGGAGGAGACGAGAUCCCAACUGGUGGUCUGAGAGGGGCACUACCAGAGGAAGAAGAGAGCCCUCAGACUCAGACCAUCUGGGAUACACUGACGGGAGAGGAGAACCCUCUUCAGGAUGCAGAAACUUUAACCCUGCAGGUGUGGGCUUGGUUGGUUUGCUCCCCGAGAACAGGGUCAAGCCCCAGGUAGCAUGCUCACUAGAUUAGCCAAUCAGAGCCAUCCGGAGGAUAGAGGGGCGUGAUUGAGUAUGAGCAUGCUCGGUGUAAGAUGAGGUAUUGUCUCACAUUCCUAACUCUGGAACAAUGCAAGGUCUAAUGGCCGUAGAGGGACUAGGUUUUGGAGGGAGGACAUUUUCAGGUUUUCCUUCUAGUGGUUUACGCUUAGUACUUCCAAUUACAAAGGGUGCACUGUUGUACAAAUGGUGGUCUUCUGACGGAGCACAUUUCCUGGUGACGGAGGCACACUUUCCACUCCGUUAUAGUGACUUUGACUGUACUUGAUGUAGUGUACAGUACUUUAGACAGGCUCUUUUCCCUCCUGUGACUUCCAUUAUGAACAGAUGCACCAUUGGUUGCUGAGAAUGCACAAAUAUGGACUUUUACUUUAAAUUAAGGCUGAUAUUAUUAUUGACAGCAUUAUUUGACAGCCUACAUAGGCUGUAUGUAAUGAACUGCAUAAAACACUGAAGAGUAUAAUGUAGCGGUGUUAGUAUUGAUCCCUGCUGAACUCCAUACACCCAUAUACUGUAUCUACAUGGAUGACCUAUGUACCACCAACCCACCUCCUCCCUCCCUCCACAACCCACCUCCUCCCUCCCUCCACAACCCACCUCCUCCCUCCCUGCACAACCCACCUCCUCCCUCCCUGCACAACCCACCUCCUCCCUCCCUCCACAACCCACCUCCUCCCUCCCUCCACAACCAUUCUCAUUCUCUCACAUUGUCUCAUCUACAAAUGUUUUGUUUACCUAGUGACAUUAACAUGAACGAGUAUUUUCCUCGUUAUCUUAAUCAUUUAAAUGUAGUCUUUAUGAGUAACUUAUGGAAUAAACCAUGUUCUAUAUGGAUGGAUGGAAAUGUCCAUGUUUUAAUGUAUAGGGUUCGACUGAGGUGCCAACUGAAGUGGAAUAUAUAGCAAGGCCUUGAUUCAAAAUGUAUUCACAAUCAUGAUGAUGGAUAGAUUGUUAUUGUCUUCUAUUAGCUGACUUUCCUCUCUGUGACUGAUGGUCUAACUGAUGGUGUGGGUUAAGAAUAAUACAACAGUGAUUAUCAUAGAGGCAGUCUAACUCUGGCCUCGUUUUUAAUUCUGGACAUUAAUUCAGUCUUGUUAUAGAUGCACUGAGCCAUUUGGACAAAGCAGAAAUAUCUGACCGAUGUGCAAUAGGCUGAUUUCUUGUUGUGAAUCAUUUCUAGUGUUAAUGCUAAUGUUUUUGCUAUGCUAUUGUAUCUCACAAUUUCAGAUAGAACACAUUUUAUACCAAUGUACAUAAGAUGGCAUUUUUACAUAUGUAUUAAAGUUGAUGAAAUCA
Molecule: messenger RNA, 3894 nt
Organism: Salmo salar (Atlantic salmon)
Lineage: Eukaryota; Metazoa; Chordata; Actinopteri; Salmoniformes; Salmonidae
Source: RefSeq, a predicted model, not a curated record